Messenger RNA from Vigna angularis (adzuki bean), 1724 nucleotides. RefSeq lists its product as uncharacterized. Gene Ontology annotation, cellular component: nucleus; nucleosome; nucleolus. Gene Ontology annotation, molecular function: double-stranded DNA binding; nucleosomal DNA binding. Gene Ontology annotation, biological process: negative regulation of DNA recombination; nucleosome assembly; chromosome condensation. NCBI's taxonomy places the organism in Eukaryota, Viridiplantae, Streptophyta, Magnoliopsida, Fabales, Fabaceae. The record is from RefSeq and is a predicted model, not a curated record. Bases 166 to 1467 code for a protein of 433 amino acids. The transcript is spliced from 4 exons.
GGUGGAGAAUGCUCGAAUGUUGACAUAAGGUGGUUUAGGACUCUAUGCAGACAGCAUUGAGCCAGUGAGUCUCUGUUUCACAAAAACGCAUCUAUCAAAUGACCUAACUCCUCUCAUUUCUCAUAUCUAUUUCUCUCUCAUAAAUCUAUUUCUCUCCCUCCCUCCAUGGACCCAACUUCCGACACUCCGCCUCCGCCUACCGCCGUCCCCUUCACGGCGGAACUCAACAACCACGUCCCCACCACGACUGAGGUUAACUCCAUUCCCAACCACCCGCCUUAUGACGAGAUGAUAUACACAGCUAUUGGAGCUCUCAAAGAGAAAAAUGGGUCGAGCAAGCGUGCCAUAGGAAAGUACAUCCAGCAAGUGUACAAGAACCUUCCUACCACUCACUCUGCUCUUCUCACUCAUCACCUCAACCGUUUGAGAUCAGUUAACCUUCUUGUCAUGGUCAAAAAAUCCUAUAAGCUCCCUGGAUCUGAUAAUACUCCACCGUCUCCUCCCUCUCAAGUUCAAAAGACCCGUGGCAGGCCUCCCAAACUGAAACCCCAGCCCACUGCCGACCCUGUCUGGGCUUCUCUUGGCCUGUCCGAUGACCCUACUCCUGCUUCUGCUCCUCAAUCCGAGAAAAGAGGUCCGGGUCGUCCCAGAAAGAUUCUAGGCGUGAGCCCGGGCUCCACAACUUCGCCUGCUCGAAGGGGCCGCCCACCGGGCUCUUCUGGGAAAUCUAAGGUGUCAAGGAGGGUCGGGCGUCCUCCCAAGCCCAAAUCGGUCUCGGGGAUCUCCAGCGGGCUCAAACGACGGGGCCGCCCGCCUAAAGCCAAAUCAAACAUCUCUGUAAUUCCCUUUGCAGCUCCCGUUGCUCCUGGUCAGCCCACUGUACAGCCCAUGAUUCCAGCCCCUUCUGUGCCCAAUGGGUUCCCCAGGCCCAGAGGACGUCCCAGAAAGAUUGUUCCUGCCGGUGGUGCUACACUGCUCACUCUCACCGCUGACGGUGGUGUAGGUGCAGCCCGAGGCCGCGGACGGCCACGCGGAGUCUUUUCUGUGGUUAGGGCCGGUAGGCUCCAGAAGCUCGCAGUUGGAAGGGCUCAGAAUCCUGCAAGAAGGCCGGUGGGCCGCCCUAAAGGAUCAACUGCUGCUGCAAUCAGUGCACAUAAGACUGCUAAUGAAGAUCUAAGGAAGAAGCUUGAACACUUUCAAGCCAAAGUGAAGGAAUCUCUUGGCAUGCUUAAACCGUACUUCAACCAUGAAAGUCCAGUCACUGCAAUUGCUGCAAUUCAAGAGCUGGAAGUGCUGUCAACUUUGGAUCUUAAGGCAGCAUUGAGGGAUGAGACUCAGCAACAGCCAGAGCCACUGCCACUGCCGCAGACACAGGUUUAUGAACAGCAAUAUCCCCCACAGGUGCCGCAACAGCCACAGCUGCAGGAAUUUUUUCAAACACAUGCAUCAGCUCAAAGCGAGGCUUGAAUUUGAUGGAGAACUUGUACAAGUGUUUUUAACUAGGCACAAGACGUGAAAGACGUGUAAAGGGUGUAGGAAGUAGCAGAAAAACUGAUUUCUCUGAGACUGGAAUGACUGCAUUUUAGUUUGUUUUCUCUAGUUUGACCUAUGAAGCAUAACUAGCAGCGGGUACUGAUGAUUCUGUUGUUAUUUAAACUUGUUUUUCGACUUUUACAGUUUCAUUUAGUCACAUUAAUUUGUGUUUUGACGCCUUUUAAUUGUUA